Molecule: messenger RNA, 830 nt
Organism: Eurypyga helias (sunbittern)
Lineage: Eukaryota; Metazoa; Chordata; Aves; Eurypygiformes; Eurypygidae
Product: methionine synthase-like
Exons: 7
Coding region: 12-728 (238 amino acids)
Source: RefSeq, a predicted model, not a curated record
CCCAGAAAAGCAUGGAAGAUGAAAUUGAAUCAGUUCUGCUGGAGCGGGUAAUGGUUUUGGAUGGAGGCAUGGGUACCAUGAUCCAGCAACAUGCCCUGUCAGAAGAAGAUUUCCGAGGGCAUGAAUUUAAAGAUCAUUCCAAGCCUUUGAAAGGCAAUAAUGACCUUCUCAGUAUAACUCAACCGGAUAUAAUCUGUGACAUACACAAGGAAUACUUGCUGGCAGGUGCUGACAUCAUAGAAACGAACACUUUCAGUAGCACCCGAGUUGCACAAGCUGACUAUGGCCUCGAGCCUUUGGCGUAUCGAUUAAACAGAGUCUCUGCACAGGUGGCCAGAAAAGCAGCAGAUCAUGUAACUGCUCAGACAGGAAUUAAGAGAUACGUUGCUGGAGCCAUGGGUCCAACAAACAGGACACUCUCUGUGUCACCAUCUGUGGAGAGACCGGAUUACAGGAACAUAACUUUUGAUGAACUGGUUGAAGCCUAUAAGGAGCAAGCCAAAGGACUUUUGGAUGGAGGAGUUGAUAUCUUGUUAGUGGAAACUGUAUUUGACACAGCCAAUGCCAAGGCAGCUCUUUUUGCACUCCAGACGUUGUUUGAGGAAGAGUAUGCUCCCCGACCCAUAUUUGUUUCUGGAACCAUUGUGGAUAAGAGUGGGCGUACCCUCUCAGGCCAGACAGGAGAGGCGUUUGUCAUUAGUGUUUCCCACAGUAAGCCACUUUGGUAAGGAAACGUAUCAUUCUCUUAGUAAAUUAUCUGUAGCUGACUUUCUGUUUAUGAUUAUCUUCUGUUCUAACCCCUUGCUUGCAGCUAAAUGGAAGAUAUACCA